UAGAUCUAUAUUAUAGACCUAUUCUAUAUUAAAAUGUAGAUAUAGUAUCUAAAACAAAGUUUGGUUUAACCUGCACUUAAUUUCCAUUGUAUUGUUUAUACAGUAUAUUCAAUUAUAUUGUAUUCAGUUCUUUCAGUCUACCACUGAAUGAUUAUAACUUAAGUUAAUAUAAUUAACAGUACUAGUCCUAUACUAUUGAUUGAGUCUAUCCCUAUCAAGCAAUUAUGGGCAUUACUAGACUAGAUUUAAAUAAUGCACCAAUAUAUAAUAUAUUAUAUGUUUAUGAAAUUUAUUAGUAGGCCUAUAUUAUAUAUAAUAGAUCUAUUUAUUUAGAUACUUAUACAUUUUUUAUAAAUUACAGAUUUCAGUAAUGGAGUAUCUGUUAGAGUUUCAAGGCGUCUACAAGCCAAGAAAGACUCUAAAUUUACAAGCAUCAAAGCCUGAGUCUCUAACACGUGUUGCUGUUUUAGAGCAGAGAGAAAAGGAAAGGUUGAGAAAAGCUGCAUACAGGGCCUAGUUAAGCCCACAUGAAAAAGCUUGGAUAAACAGAAAACGCAAAGAAAGAAAACAGCAAGCUAAUAGUCCACUUAAUGUCAUCUCAGCAGAGGUUGGUGAAUCACUAGGUACUGGAUUCCAGACUCCAGUGGCAAAAAGAAUGGCUGUUUCAAGGGCUUUGAUGAAAUUGCCUAGGUCACCCAAGAAAUAUGCUGCAGUUUUUGAUGGUCUCACACAAAUAUGCUCCCCAAGAAAAAGUAAAAGCUGUCCAUGACAUACGCUUUCUGCGCCUACCUGAGAGAAGAAAGCUCAUCCUUCUAAACAACAUUAAAGAAAGUAUCAAAACCUAACUACACUCCACCAGCAAAAAAAAAGUCAGAUGUCUAGUGCUCAUAGACAAGUACUCUGCAGUAUCCUUAGUAAGUACAACAAACUCAGAGGUUGUGCUACUCAUUUCUAACAUUUGGUCAAGAAGUUUUAUGUCCAAGUGCAAAUCAGAACAAAUUGCAAGAAAAAAAAUGACGUGAUUGCAUUGCACAAAAUGCCUUGGAAACAAUAUUCAUUUUUUACAGUAGAGGGAACUGAUCCCUCUCAAUCAUCUGUUAGUGCUCAAACAGGAAAACGUUUCAUGCAAAAGCUACUUAACAUAAGAUGCAGUCUUGCUUAUGUGAGUUGUGUUUGAAGAUUUUUCUUUAUAUAGAGGGCAUUAAUAAAUUUCUGAUCAAAAAAGGACACAGAGCUGACAUUAAUAAAUCCAGCUUCAUCACUUGACUUAACUCUAUGCCCAAGAACUAAUGCCAAUUGUUUUCAUAAGCUGCAGUGCAUUGAAAGAUCAUGUAGCAACUGUGGUGUGGAUUUAAUUAACAAGUAUUGAGCCUUUAAAAAAUUGCACAGAUGAAUUAGCAGAGUGGAGUAUAGUAUGUGGUCAAAGAUGACGGAUGAGUAUGUUCAUAGUGAUGGUACACUGCAAAAGGUAUCAAAGUGGCGACCAGUAAAUAAAGAAGGAUCUUUUAAUGACCUAGUGAGAGGUAUUACACCUAACACUAUUGCUUACAGAAAUAGAAGCUGUUUCUGCUAUCCAUACAGAAAUUCAUAUGGCAGUCAGUGCCUGCAUGAUGAAACAUGUGGCUCUUGGAAGGUGUUCAAACUUCAGAAACAAAAUGUAGUGCAAUCUCAGUCAAAUCUUGAAGACUCUUUGGAUGUCAGUCCCAUAUGCUCAAAUUCAAAGGCCCAAACAAUUUUCUUCACUCAUCAAAAGUACAUUGUAAAUAGCUGUGUGAUUGUCAAGUAUGGGGAAAUAUUCUAUCCAGGUAUAAUUUUUUGCACUGUGUACCUUUUAAUUUCAAUAAACAAGUUCAAAGUAUGUUUUAGAUUGAAGUAUUAACUUUUCAACAUUGCUGGUAAUUUUUUCUAACAGGAGUUGUGAUAGAAGUCCUGGAUGAUCAGCGCAGAAAUAAUUUUUUAAAAAGGCACAGAAAUUAAAGAAAUAUAUAAAUAUAUAUAUCCAGAAGUGCAGGACAUACAGUUAGUGUAUGCAGACAUGAUUGUUACUGAAGUGAUGUUGAUACCAAUGGCAAUAGUUUGAGAGUGGAAUGUUUUGAUUUCUGAAUUUUUCAAAUAAAAUUUGUGUACAGUU
Biomphalaria glabrata is the source of this 2131-nucleotide messenger RNA. RefSeq lists its product as uncharacterized. Lineage: Eukaryota; Metazoa; Mollusca; Gastropoda; Planorbidae. The record is from RefSeq and is a predicted model, not a curated record. The transcript is spliced from 3 exons. The coding region runs from base 1415 to 1879 and encodes 154 amino acids.